AUGCCCCUGAAAAACCUCCUUCCGUUUCACAAAAACGACAUCCUACCACCCCAAUCCCAUCCUGAAGCCCCUCAGAAUGAACCCAAGGACUCUCACCCCAGCAAUUCCCAUGGCAGGCACCACAUAGAAUCCAUUACACACGGCCACAAGGGCACCAGAGUCCGCACAACGCUCAUCUCACACAACUGGCACAACCGCUCUGUAGCCGCACUAGCAGAGUUCGCAGGCACAUUCAUGUUCCUCUUCUUUGCCUUUGGCGGCACCAGCGUCGCGAACAACAGUAACCAAGCCAACCGAUCCGAUUCCAACACAAACUCCGACGAUAUUCUCCAGGUACCUGACACGAGCGUGUUGCUGUACAUUAGCUUGGUGUUUGGAUUCAGUCUAAUGAUCAAUGUGUGGUGUUUCUUCAGAGUCAGUGGGGGGUUGUUUAAUCCUGCUGUAACGCUAGGUCUCUACCUUAUCGGCAGCGUGCCUCUUCCCCGGGCAAUCAUGUGCUUCGUAGCGCAAGUGCUUGCCGGUAUUGCGGCUGCAGGCGUUGUUCACGCCAUUUUGCCAGGUCCCUUAUCCGUAAGCACGACGCUGAGCGCCGGCAUAUCUCCCGCUCGCGGUGUCUUCCUCGAAAUGUUCUUAACCUCCUUACUUGUCUUUACUGUCUUCAUGCUUGCCGCCGAAAAGCACAAGGCGACGUUUCUUGCCCCUGUUGGAAUUGGCAUGGCAUUGUUCGUUGCGGAGAUGCUCGGUGUCUUUUUCACAGGCGGCAGCCUGAAUCCCGCGCGUAGCUUUGGACCUUGCGUCGUCACGGGCGAUUUCCCUAGUUACCAUUAUAUCUACUGGUUUGGGCCGAUCAUGGGAUCGCUGCUGGCAUGUGGGGUAUACAAGGUUGUCAAGGCUGUCGAUUACGAGACUGUGAAUCCGGGGCAGGACUUUGAUGACCAUGAGGCAGCGGCGUUUCAGUGUCCGGAUAAUCCGCAUAGUCGUCAUCAGGUUCGGAGGCCGAUUGUCACGAAGGACCUUAUGCGCCGGGGGACGCAUGAGUCGGAGGAGUCGGAGGGGGAGAAGAAUAUUGAGAGGAUGGAUACGAAUCAAACCCGGGUUUGA
Bipolaris victoriae FI3 is the source of this 1101-nucleotide messenger RNA. RefSeq lists its product as hypothetical. Bases 1 to 1101 code for a protein of 366 amino acids. Gene Ontology annotation, biological process: transmembrane transport. Gene Ontology annotation, molecular function: water channel activity. Lineage: Eukaryota; Fungi; Ascomycota; Dothideomycetes; Pleosporales; Pleosporaceae. Gene Ontology annotation, cellular component: plasma membrane. The record is from RefSeq and is a predicted model, not a curated record. The transcript has 2 exons.